Cannabis sativa is the source of this 2154-nucleotide messenger RNA. RefSeq lists its product as uncharacterized. NCBI's taxonomy places the organism in Eukaryota, Viridiplantae, Streptophyta, Magnoliopsida, Rosales, Cannabaceae. The transcript has 5 exons. Gene Ontology annotation, cellular component: membrane. Bases 855 to 1835 code for a protein of 326 amino acids. The record is from RefSeq and is a predicted model, not a curated record.
CCAACCGAAAUAAAGCUCCUAAACCUUUCUAAUAAAGUGCUCUUACUAUGGGGUCCGUGUCCAAAAACAUUUAUUCUAGGCCUUUUAUUUGAUUGGAUUAUAUAUUUUUUUAUUUAAUAAAUAAAAACUUUAAUGAAGGACAGCUCAUACAAUAUCAAACCCUUCUCUUCUCUUCUCUUCUACCUCUAAAUUUCUUCCCCAAUUCUCAUUCAGUCAAUCUCUCUCACUGGGGCUACCCCUACCCUAGGAUCGACCUUACCUAGUCUUCGCCACAGACGAGAUCAACAACGCCGGAGGACCUUCCCUCCACGCAGGUAAGUGAUUGAUUGGUUUCUUUAUUCUGUGGAUUUGAAAGAUGCAGAAAUUGGGCGAUUUUAAGCUACCUCACUUCUUCAAUUACCCACCUUACUUCACUUUGCAGCCAGUAAGGGAAAUCUGUGAAAAGAAAAUACAGCUUGGGAAGGAACUUAUUCUAGAGUACUGUAGAUUCCAAAAGAUAACCGUGAAUGGAUUGGGGGAAGAUUUUCCUUAAUUCUCAAAUGCUGUAACCAAAGAUUUCUUAGUCAUGAAGCCGGGGAAGCGUUCCUCGCAGCUUUAGUUUCAGAAGGACGUGUAGAAUGGUCAGAUAAAGGACAUAGGAAGUGAAGUGUCUUAUUCUCUGGUGAAGGUGGUUGCCACUACCCAUUCAAUCGAAGACUUUGAUCUGGUGAAGGCUGAUAUAUAAAUACAUACAUAUGUACAUAUAUAUUUUUUUAUAGACUUGGUAGUUGACCAUUUGGGCAUUCUUAUCUGGAACUUGAGAAGGUCAAAUUAAAGAGUGGUGUUUUGCUGACUUUCUACAAUCCCAAGCAUCAAUGAGGCUUCUUGGAAGUCUCAUGAUGCUUUUACUUCUGAUAUGCUUUUUAUGGCUGUCAGAUCUCAAUGCUCAAUCCAUUCCCGAGUCUUCAGGAAGCCGUGCUGAAGCUCUAGAUUCACUUCUCCAAGAUUAUGCUUACAGGGCUCUUGUUCGUCCAAAGACUGGAACUGUCUAUGAUGGUAAUGUUCCGACCAAUUUAACAGGCAUAAAGAUAUCGGCAUUGAGGCUCAGAAGCGGUAGCUUAUACAGAAAAGGAGUUAAGUACAAAGAGUUCAAUAUUCCUCCGGGUGUCUUUGAGACUCCAUAUGUAAAGAGGCUUGUUUUGGUGUACCAAAACUUGGGCAAUCGGUCUUCCACCUUCUACAAUUUAUCGGGUUAUAGCUACUUAACUCCAGUACUGGGUCUUCUUGCUUAUGAUGGUUCAAACUUAGAAGCCAAGAAUUUGCAAGAGUUGGAUAUCAGAGUAACUGGUAAUCCCAUAUCGAUUAGAUUCUCAAAUGUUUCACCAGCCCCCUCGAGGGAAACAGCGAAGUGUGUUUGGUUCGAUCUGAAGGGUGUCCCAACCUUCAGUAAUGUAAUAUCAGACAAUGUAUGUUCGACAGUCCAACAGGGACACUUCUCCAUUGUGACAGAGUCUAUUGCUCCUUCUCCGGCACCCACAUCUCCUGUUCCAACUCCAGGUUUCCAACCUCCAAGCGAGAUUCCUGCACCCAAAGGCGAAGAAAAUAACAAGGGGAAGAGCAAUUCUAAAGUAUGGAUAAUUGUCGGGUCUGUAGUUGGCGGAGUGGCACUUUUAGGACUCUUGGCCUUGUUGCUUCUUUGGGGACAAAAAUUCCAGCAAAAAAAGAAGAUGCAGCAAAUGGAGAGAGCUGCAGAGGUGGGAGAAGCACUGCAUAUGACCCCAAUCGGGAACACAAAGGCACCAGCAGCAACAGUUACAAGAACACAACCGGUACUCGAGAGUGAAUAUGUGCCUUAGACAAAACAACAUUAUUGUGACACCAUUUGUACACUCGGAAAAUUCGAUAUUCAAAGUUCAUUCCCUGUAAUCAGAAAGAAAAAAGAAAAAAAAAAUUGACACCACUUUUCGGUGGCGCGUCUUCGGUAGAUUGUUUGUUUAGUGUGAGUAAUAUAGGAUUUUUGUGUAAUUUUCUUCCCAUUUCCCUCCUCUUUGGUUCAAUUAUUCUUUACUGUGUGAAAUCAGCCAGAUAGUGAUUUUUUUUCCUCUUUGUGAUGAAUUCAGUUUCCCCAUUGACUAAAGGAAUAAAAUCUGUCCAGUGAUGUUUUUUUUCUCCAAA